UCUCGAUGCAGGAAGGAUGCACGUACUUAAGGUUGAGCGUAGCAAGCAACAGGACAUCCCAUCAUGGCAUUCAGUGCGCAGAUGUCUAGAGAGCAUCAGCUAUGGAGUCUGAACAACUUGAGCGACCAAGUGAAGGCCCGCGACACGGACGGCCAAAAACAGUUUGCGAGGACGUUGGGAUCGAUGUCGCAUCGCCCGCUUCAUGUGUCGGACGAUCUGCUCCACCUUGCCGAGCGCAAGGGAUACCUCCUUGUACAGGCGAACACGACGCGGCUCGACACGGCGCUCGUGUACCAGCGUGACGCGUACGGCAUCAAGUUGUACGAGAAGCAGGUCGGCGCCAUCAACCACGGCGGAGUCCUCGUCGUCCAAGGGGUCAGCACGGGGGUCGCUGGUUCUGUGGCGUCGAUCUUAGAGACGUUCACGAUGAACACGUCCAAAUCCUUCACGACCACGAUGCAGACCCUGCUGCCAUCGAUCGUGUGCCAAGGCGCGACCGUCGCAUCGGACAAGGACAAGGUGCAUGUCCACUGGAUGUCACUCGUAGGGCUACACGACGACCAUCGUCUCAGCGACAUGCUCUUCCUCUCGUCCUCUCAACUGUACGAACCCUCCGUAGCGCAGUACGAUGACGACAUUGGUGACGACAUGGUAACAACAACAACCGCCGCCAACGCCUCUUGCGGCACGCACAUCUGGGAAUCUGUCGAUGCCACCACCACCUCCUCCUCGUCCCUCCAGUCGCUGGCUCUCUUUGGUCCCCACGACACCAAAUGCAUGCGGCUGAACGUGCGCAACUGUGGCUUUUUCAUUGAAACGAAUCACGACACGGACGACAUGUGUCGCGUGACAUUUACGUUUUCGUGUCACUUGACCGGCGGUACAACCAGUCGUAGUUCCAACCCUUGCGAAACUACGAUAGCCAAAGCACGGCAGUGGAUGCAAGGUAUGGUGGUCACGGGGCUGCAGCAGCUGGCGGCCACGUGCCGGGCGUCGCACCUCCAGCUCGUGCCACGCCAUCAGUGGGCCCUAGCCAACCACUGCACCCUCUGCGCCAAGUCGUUUCGGUUCAAUGUCCUACGCCGGCGUCAUCAUUGUCGACUCUGUGGCCAGUCCAUCUGCAGCACUUGCUCGACAUUUGUCACGUUGGACACCCUAGACGCCUCUUGCAAAGUAGCGCCAGUGGACUCUGUGCGCUGUUGUCUGCUGUGUGCGUUCUCAGACCAGUCGUCGAAAAGCCACAAUUGCCGAGGAUGGCCAAACCACGAUCCAGAAAAAUCGAAACCAAUCGCAGGCGCGACUCGAACCAUGCCAGGUCCGUCCACUCGAACGCUAUCCAAGCCAACAACCACCACACACACAAGAUCAUUGUCGUCUUCAACCUUCCAGCAACAACAACCUCGACGCGUGCCAUCCGCGGCGUCCUUGGCACCGACGACAUAUUCCACCACGGCCGGCAGUAGCCUCCGCGACAGUUUGGCGCGUCUGUCCAUGACCCCCCCAGACAACAUGGUUCCGUAUUCGCCGACUCGACAAGGGAGCUGGCGCGGUCAUCGCCGGUUGUUGUUAUCCGGAAGUGGCUCACACCACCACCAGCAACAGCAGCAGCUAUCACCCGACGACUUGGAUGUGUCAUUCUCGUUAUCCUAUCACCCUCGAACCAACACACACAACGAUCCUUUGAUUAACGUCGAAGAGCAGCAAGGUCCGUCUCCAUCUUGUGACCUGCCGUCGCCGGUGAUUCGGCAUUCCAGCAGCAUGAUUGAGCUGACUCGAGUAUCGUCGCUGAAUGGACGGCGGUCGUUGCAUGCACAGAUGGUGGGCUCGUCCAAUCAAAACAAAGCAUUGCACAGCCACGACGGGCGCAACUCGAUGUCGUCGAGCCAUUUCGACCGCCACGCCCGACGCGCGGCCAUGAUGGAGCGGUCCUAUUCGUUCCUGGAAACCGCCAUGUUGAAGCAGCCUAGGCUUUGCACUUUGGACGAUCGUAUCCCGGGCGACAAGGCGGUGCCACCCACGGAGAUGCUGCACCAAUUUGGCUUGUCCAUCGUAUCCAAGGCAAACGAGCCUGGGAACCAACCACCCAUAUCAGAACUACCACCAGGCUCAGAUAGACUCGUUGAUGAUCGCGGCGGCAUCGGCGGGACAACGUAUGAACGAGGAUGUGAUGAUUCAUUAUUGUAACAAUGGGGACUUUGGUGUGCCGAGGCUUCGUUCGAAUCGCAGUUGAUAUAGAGUAACAUACACAUACAUACUAAAGCGGAC
Messenger RNA from Aphanomyces astaci, 2265 nucleotides. RefSeq lists its product as hypothetical. The record is from RefSeq and is a predicted model, not a curated record. Lineage: Eukaryota; Oomycota; Saprolegniomycetes; Saprolegniales; Verrucalvaceae. The transcript has a single exon. Bases 64 to 2184 code for a protein of 706 amino acids. Gene Ontology annotation, molecular function: metal ion binding.